Messenger RNA from Penicillium riverlandense, 1527 nucleotides. RefSeq names its product DUF2841 domain-containing protein. The coding region runs from base 1 to 1527 and encodes 508 amino acids. The record is from RefSeq and is a predicted model, not a curated record. Lineage: Eukaryota; Fungi; Ascomycota; Eurotiomycetes; Eurotiales; Aspergillaceae. The transcript is spliced from 4 exons.
AUGCAGAACCAGCAGGAUGAGCUGGGGUAUCAGCACUUUGUCCUCAUCUACAUCGACCGAGACGGCCACGUACGCCACGAAGCCUCCCAGUCCAUCGUCAAUAGCCGAGAGAUGAUUCUGCCACGGGUCACAGAUGCCUUUCUGCGAGCUGUGGCGCGGUCAAAUAAGACUGUCCCAUCACACUCUCCGCCUAAGCCUGGAGCCCCAACAACAUUACCAAGCCGAAGGCCAUCUAGUGGACAGAUUCCUAACCGGCCAGACUUAUUCCGUGCUCCUUAUAGCGUGGAGGCCCCAAGGGCUGGAAGGCACAAUAUUGUCCCUAGGGCCCCUGGGCAUUCAAUCCAGCCAGCAGCGUGCCCACAGCAUCAAGCCGACCAGCAGGAACUCUGGCCGCUCUGGUCUAGGCAGGUUACCCCCCAACAAUAUUGGCAAAACCCCUGGAAUGAGGAAGUCAGAAUGAGGAGCAGCCAGAAAGCACUAAUCUCGAUUCGAGAUAAAGACUUCUUGCGUCGGUACUAUGAGAAGGUCUUCGAGAAUCUACAGCAGAUAAACUGUCGAAUUCUAGCAAAAGCCUACGUCAAGCUUGUCGAGCCGCGCAAGCAAGUCAACUACCCCUAUAACGGGCGGAAAGUUGUUGCUGGUAGAACUCGACAAUUAGAGCCUGAUGCGACCAAGCCACCAUGGUGGCCGUCUGGAGUGAGCCACCGCGAGCCUGAUCAUCUCCCAAAGGCCGAACGUAUUAGACUCCUAGUUCACAUUCUCUGCGAGCUCCACACCGGCCAUAGAAUCACCGCCCGCAGACUCAAAGAAGCCGACCAGCCUAUCCGCUGCCAAAUCUCCCCAGCCGAGCGAUUGGAAAUACUCGACGAGGUCUACCACGUUAGGGAAGAGGAAGAGAAGUUUUUAGAGGGAGUCACCGACGGGAAAUCCAUGUUGUUAAUUGCCCGAGCGAACCUGCCCGUCGCAGUGGAGAGCCCUAUCAGUCAAGGAGGGAGUAGAAAAAUCACACCAGGUGAAGGGACAUCCAGCCACGAGCGAGAACAACCCACAGAAAUAAUGGCCAUACGCAGUGGACCUAUCCGCAGCACCAACACACUCGAAUCUGCCUUUACGACUGGCGAUCUACCUCCGAAUUUGUCCACAACGAUCCCUCGCCCUCCCUCUCACAUUCCGAAUCUGUAUAUCAACCAAGACCUUCCAAUACACCCCGGCUUUGACUUUGGAGCAUCAUCAUCGAGGUUGCAACAGAAUCUCAAGCAAAAACAUCAGUGUGGAGAGACAGGACCGUCUAUCGGAACCAGCCCUAACACACUAUGGUACUACUCACCUAUAUUCGCGGGCUCCCAGCCCUUUGUGCCAGAGCCAUAUGGGGAGCUUCAGAAUUUCCAGCAUCAGGGUGUCCCGACCACAGGGCAGCCUGUUACAGAGCUAUAUGGAGAGCCUAUGGAACCGUCACAUGCGUUCCCAUACUAUUUCGACAUCCCAUCUCUUAGCUCACCCUAUUCGCACAUUGACCCUCAUCCAUAA